Rhizophagus irregularis DAOM 181602=DAOM 197198 is the source of this 1715-nucleotide messenger RNA. RefSeq lists its product as uncharacterized. The record is from RefSeq and is a predicted model, not a curated record. Gene Ontology annotation, molecular function: endonuclease activity; ubiquitin binding. Gene Ontology annotation, cellular component: nucleus. Lineage: Eukaryota; Fungi; Glomeromycota; Glomeromycetes; Glomerales; Glomeraceae.
AAAUGAUUGUUUCCCAAACUUCGUACUUACUCGCUUGUAACUUAAUUUGUUUUUGCGAAGUUUUGAAUUUCAAAAAGAAUUUGACUUAACAAGAAUUUUAUAAACAUGGGUUCUUUACAAUGGAAAUUAGAGCAACGUUUCUGUCCGUCAAUUGACUCUACAUUAAUCGCUGCCAUCGUCGGGGAUUAUCCGGAUUUUGAAAGUUGUUUUGAGAUUCUCAGUUCAUUGGAAAAAGAAGCAGAUGCUGAAAGAGAUUUCGAAAAUGAAAUAAGCUCUGGAAACAGUAGUAGUAAUCUCAGAAACUCUAGUUCUGGUGAACCUGGUGAUGGGUCAACCACUAGUAUUGAAUAUUCGACAUACAGUCCUUCCGUAGAAGACGAAUUAGAUUAUUAUUCAAGUGCAUACACUACUGACUACGAAGAUUAUGAAUACCCUAAAGGAAAUACGGAAUUUUUGAAAAACAUGUUUCCUAUGAUUCCUGAAUCUAGAGUGAAUAAUUUAUUAAGAGAAAAAGAUAAUAAUGUAGAAAUGGUUGUGGAUGUUAUUCUUAAUGAAAUGUAUUUACAGACAGAACAAGACGACGACUUUUCAUAUUCGCGUUCAACUUCGACGCUCAUUUCUAAUAGUGAUGCGGAUAAUUCCUUACUAACAGAUGUCCGGAAUAAGUAUCGUAAAAAAAAGCGACGAAAAUCGCAACGAAAACAAAAUAUCAUAUUCCAAAAUAAUGGACACCGACCUAAUUCCAAUAAUUCAUCAUCAUCAUCAUCAUCAUCAUCAUCAUCAUCAACUUCAUCAUAUUGGACAUCCUCGAGAAAUCCUGAAAGUCAAAAUGAAUUGAUUGAUGAUAAUAAAUUGUGUCAACUAAUGGAGAUAUUUCCUAACCACAAUUUUGAAAGCAUCAAGCAAACGCUUGUUAAUUGUAAUGGAGAAGUUCAAAAUGCGACAGAAAUUUUAUCGUCAGGAGAUUUGAACGAUAGCAAGAAACAAAUUAAAGUUAUUAAACUAAUAUCUCAUACAAGCGAACAUCAAGAUACUCAUCUUCAAAAUAAGGAAAGACGUGGUAGUAUCACUAAUGAUUCUAAUAGUUAUGAAAUGCCAAUAAAUAAGAUCUAUGAUGAUGACGAAAUAGAAGAUUAUGAGGAUGAUCAUGAUCCUGAUCAUUGUCAAGAAGAGGCCUUUAAAUGCUUUAAAAAGCGAGAUGAAUCUUUUAAAAAAGCAGCGCAAUCCUAUCGAAGAGGGCAAGGUAGCGUUGCAUCUUACCAUUCAGAAGAGGGAUGGAGAUUUGAUGCAGAAAUGAAAAAAUGGAAAUUACGGGCUGCUAGAUCAUUAGUUAAGAAACAUAGUGAGAAAACACAAUACGAGUAUGUUCUUGAUCUCCAUGGUUGUUUUGUAACUGAAGCAAUUAUUAUAGUUAAAGAAUGGUUGAAUGAUUGGUAUCCAAAAAGAACGAGAUCCGCCUCACAAAUGAAGCCGUCGCAAAUGAAACCGUUGAAAAUAAUUACAGGAAAGGGUAAUCAUUCACCCAACGGAGUGGCAAAAUUACCUAACGCUAUUAAUAAAUUUUUGAUCGGUGAUAAUUGGAAUAUUACAAAACAUACGGGACAUGUGUUAGUUCAUGGAUUAAAAAAAUAAUCCGUGUAAGAUUCAUUAUGAAUUGGCGAUCCUUCCGUCCAUUUUUUUUUUAUUCGUUUAAUUUGUAAUUUAGAAUUUUAUGA